AUGGCAACACUGUACUUUGACCCUAAGCCAAUUUACUGCUUUUGUUGCGGCACCAGCAUCAGGCGUAAUGCAUGUUAUUACUAUAGAAGAGAAGAAGAGGACACGCAGAAUUGCUUUUGUACAACAUGCUAUAAGAAUACCCGAGGUGGGAUCAUCACAUUCAACGGGACAACUGUUUCCAAGACCGAUCUUAUCAAAAAUAAAAAUGAUAGAGAAUGUGAAGAAGCGUGGGUUCAAUGCAGUAAAUGCAAAAGUUGGCAGCAUCACGUAUGCGCACUCUAUAACAAUACAAGAGAUUUGGAAAACAGUGCUGAAUAUCUUUGCCUUUUAUGCUGCCUAAACGAAAAUAGAAAUGAUGUGCGUGUACCCUAUGAUGCUAAAGACUUGCCGAGAACCAUGCUUAGUGACCACAUAGAAGGGAGGCUUUUGAAGCGUCUCGGUCAAAUUGAAAGGAAUAAAAAUCCAGAGAAAGUUUUUGUAGCAGACAAUCUUUCUGUUAGGGUUGUGCUAUCUGUGGACAAACAUAUUGAAGUGAAGAAACAAUUUCUCGAUAUCUUUGAGGAGGAUAAUUAUCCUGCAGAGUUUUCUUAUGCUUCAAAAGUUAUUCUUCUGUUUCAAAAGAUUGAUGGAGUGGAUGUGUGCCUCUUUGCAAUGUAUGCUCAAGAGUUCGGCUCAGAAUGCGGCUAUCCAAAUCAGCGUUCUAUAUAUAUUUCAUAUCUCGAUUCGGUUAAGUAUUUUAGACCCGAAAUACAUAUCUCGGCUAGAGAAUCUCUCCGUACCUUUGUUUACCAUGAAAUAUUGAUUGGAUAUCUUGAUUUUUGCAAGAAAAGAGGUUUUACAACUUGUUACAUAUGGUCAUGUCCACCUAUAAAGGGAGAUGAUUAUAUAUUCUACUGCCGUCCUGAAUCUCAAAAAACUCCGAAGAAAAAUCAACUACGACAUUGGUAUCAUUCAGCCCUAAGAAAAGCUGUUGAAGAGGAUAUUGUUGUUGGUUUAUCUAACCUAUACGAUCAUUUCUUUCUUCCUACCGGAAAAUGUGAAUCCAAGGUAACAGCUGCUCGUUUGCCUUACUUUGACGGAGACUUCUGGUCUAAUGCUGCUAUGGAUAAAGCCAGCCAGAUUGAACAGCAUACUGCAGGAAACCGUGAAAAGAUGCUGAAAUUAAUACCAAACAGAUCUUUGAAGUCGAUGGGAUGGGUAAAUCUUUCUAAAGAAACUGCCAAAGAUAUUCUAGUGAUGCAGAAGCUGAGACAAACCAUAUCACCUUUCAAGGAAGAUUUUAUUGUAGUUCAACUUCAGUAUGUUUGCAUCCACUGCCAUAAAGUGAUAGAGUGUGGGAAGCGAUGGUUUUGCAAGGAAUGCAAGAUAUUUCAGGAGUGUGAAAGAUGUCACACUGCUGAUUCACACACUUCUGUGAAAGGCGAGAAGCACAAACUUUGUGAGGACCUUACGGGACGCAUACUUCGUGAUACAACUAAGGAGAAAGAUAUCAUCUUUAAUAAUGGGUUAUUUGAUACCAGAUAUAACUUUCUUAGCUUUUGCCAAAGGAAUAGGUUUCAGUUUGAUUCACUUCGUCGAGCCAAGUAUUCCUCAAUGAUGAUCCUCCAUUUUUUGAGCAACCCUAUUGGAAUAAAUUGCCAAGUUUGCUGUAAACCCAUUGUUAGCAAGUGUUACUGGAAAUGUGGGAAUUGCCCGGAGUUCACUGUCUGUUCUGCAUGCCAUAUCGCCAGAGGUUCCAAAUGCCAUGCACACACGUUGAGUGAAACUUGUUCGGCCGCACUAUCUUCUACUGGGAGUGAAAAAUUAAAGCAGAAUACAGCAGUGGAACUGCUGGAUGUUAUAAAGCACGCAUCACAGUGUCAUUCAACUCAAACUCAACCAUGCACGUACCCAAACUGCUUUAAAAUAAGAAAGUUGUUUUCUCAUGCAAGUAGGUGUACUGUUCGAGUUUCUGGAGGAUGCCAACAUUGUAAGAAGGUUUGGCAGGCAAUAGCUUUACACUCAAGGAAUUGUAGAGACUCAGCAUGUCGCGUUCCUCGUUGCAUGGAUAUGAAGAAGCAAGCAGAGUUGCAGCAUGCAAUCUGA
This is a messenger RNA of Vigna umbellata (rice bean), 2085 nucleotides long. Lineage: Eukaryota; Viridiplantae; Streptophyta; Magnoliopsida; Fabales; Fabaceae. The record is from RefSeq and is a predicted model, not a curated record.